Mytilus californianus (California mussel) is the source of this 2398-nucleotide messenger RNA. Its product is annotated as phagosome assembly factor 1-like. The transcript has 14 exons. Gene Ontology annotation, biological process: Golgi to plasma membrane protein transport. NCBI's taxonomy places the organism in Eukaryota, Metazoa, Mollusca, Bivalvia, Mytilida, Mytilidae. Bases 128 to 1390 code for a protein of 420 amino acids. The record is from RefSeq and is a predicted model, not a curated record. Gene Ontology annotation, cellular component: trans-Golgi network.
CAAAAAUGGCGAUAUCAUAAUGACAACAAACCAUAAUUGACAGUCUAAAAAUGUCUAUAGAAUUUUAUAACGUUGCAUUAUAAAACCUUAAUCUUGAUGCCGAUAGAAACAAUAAUUUUAAAUUACCAUGCUCGAUCUAGAAGUAGUCCCGGAAAGGUCACUUGGAAACGAGCAAUGGGAAUUUAUUCUUGGCAUGCCAUUCAACCAGGCUAUCAGUAUAUUAAAAAGACAAGAUAGGUCCAUUAAAGGGGUACAAGUAUGGUAUAGUGAUCAGUAUCCACUGCAGAUGGACCUAGUGUUAAACCUGUCUCAAGAUGGUGUCAGACUAAUUUUUGAUCCAGUCUCACAAAGACUUAAGGUCAUUGAAGUGAACAACUUGGGAAAAGUAAAAUUAAAAUAUUGUGGAGUCCACUUCAGCUCCCCACAAGUACAACCUACUAUAGAGCAGAUAGACCAGUCCUUUGGAGCAACUCACCCUGGAGUUUACAAUUCUGAGAAGCAAUUAUUUGUCUUGAAUUUUAGAGGAUUAUCUUUUGAUUUCCCAAUAGAAUCCAAGUUUGAGCCUAAAUAUGCCCAUGGUUUAGGAUCAUUACAGUUUCCAAAUGGUUCCUCCCCAGUUGUAUCUAGGAUGUGUAUAUAUACAGGAAGUAGUUUAGUUGAUACAAAAGCACCUCCACUGCCCAUUCUUUGUUUCCAUGGUAAUUGUUAUUUAGAUUGUUUAGAAGUAUUGAGGGAAAGAAAUGUGACAAAAGGAUUAAAGUUCUUGUUAGUAACUGAAGGAAAUGGUCCUGGUAAAUUAAUAGACCCAAGAAAAAAGAUUGUAGAAAGAAUAGUACAGUUUGGUGAUUCCAGUCAGGAUGUUAUUAGUGCCUUAGGUUGUCCUGGAAAAGUGUACUAUAAAGCAGAAGAUAAAAUGAAGAUUCAUUCCCCUUAUGUUCACAAGCGGAUACGAUCUCAAUGUUCCGAUUAUUUCUUUAAUUAUUUUACGCUUGGUGUUGACAUUCUUUUGGAUGCCAAUACACAUCAAGUAAAGAAGUUUAUUCUACACACUAAUUUCCCGGGCCAUUAUAAUUUUAAUAUGUACUAUAGAUGUGAGUGUAAGAUUCCUGUGAUGGUAGAGAACACCAAACCAAAACUGAUACAGACAGGAGAAAGUGAUGAUGAAGAAGUUAGGGUUAUUACAGCUUAUUCUAAAUGGGAUUCUGUUCAGAAUUACUUAAUAAGACCAGACCAACAGCCAGUGAUAUUAAAUAGAUCAGCAUCUACAAAUACUAGUAAUCCCUUUGGAUCUACAUUCUGUUAUGGCGUACAGGAUCUUAUAUUUGAGGUAAUGCAGAACCAACAUAUAGCAUCAGUAACUUUAUAUAGACCUAAAUCUAGUGUAUCUUGAUCUCAUGUCUAGUUUGAUUGGCUUAAACUUUCUCAGUUGAUCACACAGAUGCAAACCAACAGCAACAACAAUAGUGAUUGGCUAAUGAACUGACCUAUCAGAGAUAAAUAUCAUUGGAACUUAGUGUAAUUACUGGUCCAAUCUGAAUGAAUUAAAGUAUUUGAAUUAACUAAUGUACCAAUCAUUACUGUUAUUUAUUUGUUGCCAUGACUACAGAAGAGGAGACAGAAAUACAUCACUGACUGAAGAAUUCCAAUUGAAGCUCAAAUUAUGAAAAAAACCAGUGGACCAGUUUAAACGGCAGGGAUGGCCUAGGCAAAAUGAAAAAAACUCCACAUUUCUCAUCAUUAAAUGUUUUAGAUAUCGAUUUUAGAAGCAGAUUUAAAAAAAUGGUGUGUCUGUGUGUGAUUUGUUAUGUCUGAAUGAAAUUAUUUUCAUACUGAUCAGUGUACCAUUGCUAUAUGUUCCUGUCUGAAUGGAAUUAUUUUCAUACUGAUCAGUGUACCAUUGCUGUAUGUACCUGUAUGAAUGGAAUUAUUUUCAUACUGAUCAGUGUACCAUUGCUGUAUGUACCUGUAUGAAUGGAAUUAUUUUCAUACUGAUCAGUGUACCAUUGCUAUAUGAACCUGCCUACAGAAUUAAGUCCAAUGUUCAAUGAUAUUUCAUUUACCUUAAUUAAACUGUAGCAAUAUUGUACUUCUGUCCAUAACAUUUAUUAUGUAUUUGUUGCAAUGUUUUUCUCCAUAAAUAAUUGAGGUAGAGUGAUUGUUUCAUAAAUAUUAACCUUAUUUUGUAUAUUAAACCAAAUCUACAAAUACAGAUGGUCUGGUCUUUGUAUCAGACUUUUAAAAACAACUGAGUGUUAAAUACAUUGUGUUUUAUUUUGUUUUGAAAUGUUCUAGAUCAAAAGAAAACCUAUUAGGAGCCAUUAUUUUGAUCCUAUAUUCAGGCAACCAUAGUGUAGAAAUAUCAUUUGUUACUUUUGUUUUUUCAAUGUGAAGGCAAAAA